AUGCCGCCGCCAAUACUCCAGGCCUCCAAUGCUCUGCACUACACCACAGCCAUUACCGCUGUAGGCUGUUAUCUCUUCUCCACUGUCGCCAAUGCUGGACGGACAAAACCAGCCAAGACUUCUUCAGCGCGUCUCUUUGAUCGAUUGGCCAUUGGCUUCCUGCUUCUAGGCUAUGCGGCUGAGGGUGUAGUCACGAUUCUGGAACGAACCGGACACAGCAAAGAAGCACAGACAGUCCAUCUCGUUCUGCUCACUACUGUUUGGCUGCUCAUAUGGAUUCAACACGAUGCAAUCCGAUCCUUGAUUCUGUCCACAUCACUUGCCACACUGACCUUUGAAAUCCCAUUACUUGUAUUUUCUUCACUUGGUAACCUCAGCACUACUCUUUCCGUGGCACGACUCGCCACCCAAGCACUCCGCAUUCUCCCUCUCUUUUCCCUCGCCGUCUAUCACCUCACCUGUCGCGGAAAUGACUUUGAUGAGCUUUUCGACAAUGAGGAAACUCAACCUUUUCUCCAGGCUGGCAGUGCAGCCGAAUAUACAAGUUAUGGCACUCAUCCACCCAGAGACACAGAUUAUGAUAGCGACACCUUCACUCAGGGCAGCGAAGAAGACGACGAUGUUAUCGACAUCAAGCGCGAGCGCGCAAAACGACUCAACGAGAAGGGUGGCUGGUGGGGAUAUCUCGCCGACUUUUCCAUCUUUGUUCCCUUCUUAGUCCCCAAGAAGGAUCGCAAGGUCCAACUUUGUAUCUUGCUUUGCCUUACCUGUAUCGUUGCCACUCGAGCUUUCAACAUCUUGGUGCCCCGUCAACUUGGUAUCGUCGCAGAUAAACUACUGGCCAAGGAGAACCCAUUCCAUGCGCUGCUUGUCUGGCUCGGACUAAGCAUGAUGUCUCAUGAUAUUCUUAUUGGCUUCGUUGUGGAUCUCACUAAGAUUCCCAUUAAGCAGUUCUCCUACCGAUCACUUACCAAUGCUGCUUUCAACCACGUCCUAUCUCUGCCCAUGGAGUUUCACUCUCAGCGCGACUCUGCAGAGGUUAUGAAAGCUAUCGAGCAAGGUGAAGCUUUAACAAAUGUCCUCGAUACACUCCUCAUCGAACUUGUCCCAACAUUCGUCGACUUGAUAAUUGCUUUUGCCUUCUUAUACUGGAAGUUCAACAGCUACGUCGCUCUUGCCAUGGCCGGUGCGGCUACUACCUUUAUCACAUUUGAAGUAUAUGCCACAAGCUGGAACCUGGACAACCGAAGAGAGUCAUCCAAGUCCAAGCGAGAUGAAGUGCGCGUCAUGCAUCAAGCUGUUCAGGGUUGGCAGACUGUCACUUACUUCAACAUGUUUUCAUUUGAGAGGCGCCGUUUCGGAGAUGCAGUCGAUAAGCAAUUACAUGCUGCUAAGACCUGGGAGAGACGGGACGCUUGUAUCCAAGUCCUGCUGAACGGUGUUGUACCCUGCACAUUCUUCCUUCUGGCCAGUCUUGUCAUUUACGACAUCUUUCAGGGAGGUUCCACACCUGGCGACUUUGUCUUUUUCAUCCAAUAUUGGGAGUACUUGAUUUGGCCGCUUAAGUUCCUGUCUCAUCAGUACCGGUAUCUCAUGUCAGACUUGGUCGAUGCCGAGCGUCUUCUCUUCCUGCUCCAGACAAAGCCAAGCAUCACCGACAAGGAAGGAGCCAAGGAACUAGAAAAGGUUCAAGGUCGUGUUGCAUUCAACAACGUUACUUUCUCCUACGAUCCUCGCAAGACAACUAUCCAAGAUCUUUCCCUCUCAGUCGAACAGGGACAGACUGUGGCACUUGUUGGUGAGACAGGAGCUGGCAAGUCAUCCAUCAUGAAGCUUCUUCUUCGCUUCUACGAUAUUGACGAAGGUUCUAUUACCAUUGAUGGUCACGAUAUUCGCGAUAUCACUCUCAGCUCGUUGAGGGACGCUCUUGGAGUUGUUCCCCAGGAUCCCCUGCUAUUUAACGCAUCAGUUCUCGAGAACAUGCGCUACGCUCGACCUUCAGCUACAGACGAAGAGAUCUACGAUGCUUGCCGUUCAGCUGCCAUCCAUGACAAGAUCCUUAGCUUUGUCGACGGAUACAACACCGAGGUUGGCGAGCAAGGUGUCAAGCUAUCUGGAGGUGAAAUCCAGAGAUUAGCAAUCGCUCGAGUGUUUUUGAAGAACCCUCCCAUCCUCAUUCUCGACGAGGCAACCAGUGCUAUCGACACAAACACCGAGUCCACCAUCCAGGGUGCUCUUGAUGAGUUGAAGCGUCAAAGGUCGACAUUCAUCAUUGCGCAUCGACUGUCCACGAUUGUCAGUGCGGACAAGAUUCUUGUCAUUCACGAUGGAAAGGUUGUUGAGUCGGGUACUCACUCUGAGUUGAUCUCAAUAGAAGGAAGAUACAAGCAAUUAUGGAACAAGCAGGUUGCAAACAAAUAA
This is a messenger RNA of Fusarium pseudograminearum CS3096, 2421 nucleotides long. RefSeq lists its product as uncharacterized. The record is from RefSeq and is a predicted model, not a curated record. Gene Ontology annotation, molecular function: ATP hydrolysis activity; ATP binding; ABC-type transporter activity. The transcript has a single exon. Gene Ontology annotation, biological process: transmembrane transport. NCBI's taxonomy places the organism in Eukaryota, Fungi, Ascomycota, Sordariomycetes, Hypocreales, Nectriaceae. The coding region runs from base 1 to 2421 and encodes 806 amino acids. Gene Ontology annotation, cellular component: membrane.